GGGAAACCUGUGAGACCUUGUUGAAAUAUUUGGGCACGAUCAUGGAUCUGGCUGCCUUUAAUGUCCGCAUAGAGUCCGCUGUUCCCACCGAAGACCAGACGACGUAUCGCUAUGUCAUCGCCGUGCAGCACCGCAAACUCACGUGGCAAGGUCAGCGGGUGGAGGAGGGAGGAUGCAAUGUAUGCCGACUUAUGUGCUGGUUGCUCUCGUCCCUCCCACCUGUCAGUCAGCAAGCGAUACUCAUCGUUCGACCAGCUGCACAAGGCCCUCAAAGCAAGGUGAGGUUGAACGAAUCAUCAAUGAAUGAAUACCUACCAUGAUGCGAUGCAUUCAUGCGUGUGUGUGUGUUUGGUUGAACCAUCCGUCCAUCCAUGCAUCCAUGGGUCAGCAAGCACGCGGCUCUCCCGCCGCUGCCGCCCAAGACGCUGAUUGGCCGUCCCAUUGACACCCAGGAGAUAGAGGCGAGGCGGAAGGGCCUCCAACACUACCUCCACGAACUCGUUGCCAGACCCGACACCAGAACCAGCACGCCGGUAACAGACAAGACAAACCACAGACUGACUGAUUGGAUAAAUGGAUGGAUGGAUGCUUCCCGUGAAUGAAUGAAUGUUUGAUUGGUCAGUUGUUGGAGUUUCUCGAGUUCGAGGCCCGCACUGACAUGACUGUCACGCACCUUAUGGUACGCUACGCACAUACAGAGAUAGAUAGAUAGAUAGAUGGACAUCCUACCCAUCCGAGCCAGCAACAGACAGACCAACAGACGGGCACUGCACUUACUGCCUGGAUACAUACAUGCAUUUCCUACAUGUAUGUAUUCAUGUAUUCAUGUACGAAUGGAUGUAUGUGUGUAUGUGUAGCCCCGCCGUGGCCCCGUUUGUGACCUGGAGGAUCCCCGGUUCGCCGUCAGUGGCGUUCACUACUGGCACAAAGCACUCACCAAACAAAUGGACGUGGUCAUCGUGGCUUACCAGGUCAGCACACCCCACCACAUACAUACAUACGCAUGUAUGCAUGUAUGUCACUGGGGUGGUGGUGGACUGUGUUGUCUUGUGGUCCAAUCAAUCAGGACAGCAGCCAUGUGGCUCGUCUGGGUCGCAUGUGGACGGUGGUAGAGCCUGACGAACUGGGUGCAUGGGCCAUAUGGGCGCCCACCCACGCAGGGGAUGACAACUGGCACAGAGUGUUCCUCGAGAACUUCGCUAUCAAGGUGAGCGCCGAUGCCUGUCUGUCACCCUUUCAUGGUGGAUUUGUGGGUGUUGCUGUCCCCCCAUAGGUGCCGUGUAUGUGUGUCGAGGAGACGUCGAGGCAGAUUUUCAUCGCCAUGGAGGGUGCGGACACACCGGCCGAGAUAUCUAUCGUCAGUCACCCCUCUCCAUCCCUGCCUGUUGGCUUCAGACGGCACCAUCCGGGCCUAUCAUCUGCCGGACGAAGAGGACAUCCAGCCACAACUCGUAGGUGGCGUUCCGUUCCAACAUACAUACGUGCAUGCGUCAAUCAACAAGACAGAGACACAUGACAUGACACGGCAAUGCAUUGAUCGGAUCCACUCUUACUGGUGUGUAGGUUGGGUCUUACCAGGUCCACGCCACGUCGGUGCUUGACUUGGACUGCUCGGCCCGCCACCUGCUGUCCAUCGGCUUCGACGCCACCAUCAGACUCGUCAAAGGUCAACCAACCAACCCACCAAACAGCGAUCGACAUACAGUAACCAACACCAGUCCACCUGUUGGCUUCAGUGAGCACUCGAGAGGUCGUCUCUGGCGGCCGGCUGGCCAAGCGAUUGGACGGCAAACACCUUACAGUAGCCGCCCUCGACGAGCCGGCGCGGAGGGCGUUUCUGGGUACGCGAAUCGCCCAUGACACCCACACCCGAGCCUCGGUGUGUCCCUUGUUGCUUGCUGCCCACGUCGGUGUGUAUUGCGCUGCAGGCACCUCUGGCAGUGACGUGUUGAUAUAUGAUGUGUCAGGAAACCCGCCACACUUCCUACACGCACUCACAGUAUUGACCCGCGGAGGGAGGGAUGGAUGGAAGGAAGAAAGGAGUGAUGCCGGCCUCAGGAUGGGUACGUGCGUGUGUCUAUUUGCCGCCCAGGUCAUGUCUAGCGGACCCAUAUCGUGGCUGAACCUAUCAGAAAGGUACCACACCACAUCCAUCCAUCCAUACAUACAUAGCUGAGGUACAUGCACUGCACUUGGAUUGCACGAGCUUUGUGUGUGUGCGUUUGUUUCUGUGUGAUUGGGUCCCUUCUCUGCGUCCGUGCCCUGCCCUGCCCCAGCCACCUGUGGGUGGGUCAUGAUGAGUUCGUGACGUGCUACGGCAUGGAAGACAAGACAUACGAAAAGAGAAUGCCGCGGGUGGGUGGACCGACCUAAACUCCAUGUGUAUCAGUUCGCACAUGUGUUGUGGGUGUGGGUGUGUGUUUGUGCAGAUGGCUCAGUACGUGUCCAACUUGGAGGGUGGUCGCCAGGUGCGGGGCGGCUGUGUCAUUCCAGCUGACAAACGGCUCAUCGUGGCCUACGAGGUAGGUAGGUAGACAGGCGGGCCUGCACCCCCCUACCUACGCACACGUGUCUAUCAGACAUGUCUGUCAGUGAGUUGGUGAAUGUAUGUAUGUAUGCUUGUGGGUCAUGUCAUCAUCAGGGAGGUGUGGUGGUGUAUUCGCUGAGUUCCGGCACAGCCACCAUGGCGUUUGCACCACACGAUGGAAGGGUGGGUACAUUCAGCAGCACACAUGAGCGAAAUCAGACCGACAGCCACUCACACCUGCCUGCCUGCCUGCGUGUUGGUUGGUGGUUACAGACGACUGAGGUGCUGGCGCUGCCAGCUGGUGUGUAUGACGGCUCCACCACCAUUCUCACAGCCGGCGUAGAUGGAAAAGUUAAGGUCAGUGAGCAACCUAGGAACGCGGACAUCACAAUACAUCCACACAUACAUCAGGAUUAAGCAAGCUUGGCCUGUCUGUGUGUGUUACCUGCCUCGCUCCCUGCACGCACAUCACACAGUCGUGGGCCUUGAGUCCUCCGGAUCAGUACGUCUUCUGGCAUCCUCCCUCUUGCCGCGCAGCAGCGGCAGCAGCAGAGCCGCCCCUCAGCACCACGACGACUGCCGACUCGCCCAUCCCGAGGCGCAACGGUCAGCAUGAACAAAACAGCCACCCUAACGGCGAGCAGUACAGCCAGGCACACGGCUGCACGGAUGCGCCAGAGGGAGGGCCUGGGCCUGCCACCAGUGUGGGGGAUGGGUCCAAGCUGCGCAUUCAGCGGGAGGCUGACGAAGACGAUGAUGAGGAAACGCUCAGGUGGACGUGAGCCGAGAAAACCAUCUAGGGUAGCGAGGUAGAUAGAUAGAUGGUAGCAGAAAACAAGGUGACGUGACGCGUCUGGGGGUGUCUGUCUGGUGAUGUGACAAGGACACGACACGUGAGGGAUGCGGACGUUUGUGCAUAGUUAGUUGGACAGCCA
This is a messenger RNA of Vitrella brassicaformis, 3462 nucleotides long. Lineage: Eukaryota; Vitrellaceae. The record is from the annotation of a GenBank genome assembly.